Paramecium sonneborni is the source of this 277-nucleotide messenger RNA. NCBI's taxonomy places the organism in Eukaryota, Ciliophora, Oligohymenophorea, Peniculida, Parameciidae. The record is from the annotation of a GenBank genome assembly.
UAUGGUUAAUUGGCCCCUUAGAUUAUAAACGGUUAAUUACCUGCUACAACUACUUCAGCCUAUGGAUAAUUGCCAUAAACUACAACUGCUACUUAUGGAUAAUUGCCAUCCACUGCCUAUGAUUAGGUUAUUACUACUACUCAAUAAUAUUCUACAGGAUGGUAAUAGAUUUAUCCAUCCGCUACAGAAAAUGUUCAAUAGAUAUAAUUUUAACAAUCAUAACCAAAUAUUCAAUAAUCAGGGUAAAGUCCAAAAUAUGCAUGAUAUAAAUACAUGA